Phyllopteryx taeniolatus (common seadragon) is the source of this 4840-nucleotide messenger RNA. RefSeq names its product arrestin domain containing 1b (gene arrdc1b). Lineage: Eukaryota; Metazoa; Chordata; Actinopteri; Syngnathiformes; Syngnathidae. Gene Ontology annotation, cellular component: cytoplasm. The coding region runs from base 24 to 1340 and encodes 438 amino acids. The transcript is spliced from 8 exons. The record is from RefSeq and is a predicted model, not a curated record. Gene Ontology annotation, molecular function: ubiquitin-like ligase-substrate adaptor activity; ubiquitin protein ligase binding. Gene Ontology annotation, biological process: protein transport.
CGACCGAGUAGCGGAGCGCAGCCAUGGGAAAGCUACAAGAAUUUCACAUCACUUUCGCCAACAAUAAGGUGGUUUACAGUCCGGGAGAGUCUAUCGGCGGAACUGUCAAAAUACGACUCAGCAACUCGCUGCAGUACAAAGCCAUCAAGGUGAACUGUCAGGGCUCAUGUGGGAUCUCCAACAAAGUGAACGACACGUCAUGGACUACGGAGGAGCAGUACUUCAACAGCACGUUGUCUGUUGCUGACAAAGGGACUCUCGCAGCAGGCGAACACAAUUUCCCUUUCCAGUUUCUCAUCCCAGCCGCAGCACCAUCUUCUUUCGAAGGACCGUUUGGAAAGAUUAUUUACCGUGUGAAAGCUGCCAUUGACACACCUCGCUUUGCCAAGGACUACAAUGCCCAGAGGCCCUUCUACCUUCUCAACCUGCUCAACCUUAAUGAGUUGCCGGACAUUAAUCACAUGAGCUACGCUGUUACCACUAAGAAAUUUAACUACCUUUUGGUCAAGUCUGGGACCCUUAUGCUGAAAGCAAGAAGUGACCUCAGGGGCUACAUUCCCGGUCAGGUGAUCAAGUUAGCCACUGAGAUCCACAACAAGUCUGGGAAAGACACAGGAUGUGUCCUGGCAAGUCUCAUACAGAGAGUGACCUAUAAGACCAAGCGGCAAGUGUUUGACCUCCGAACCAUUGCAGAAGUGGAGGGAGCCGGAGUGAAGGCAGGAAAACACGCUGAGUGGAGAGAACAGAUCAUUGUCCCACCUCUUCCUCAGUCAGCGCUGACUGGCUGCAGCCUCAUAGAUAUUAACUAUUUCAUUCAGGUUGCAUUAAAAUCUCCAGAUACGGUUGUCAUUCUGCCCAUCUACAUUGGGAACAUUGCCAUGAACUUGUCUCCUGCGAGGACUGUACCUCCCAGUCCAGAUCGCUGCAGCGUGGCCGUUGCACCCAAUGCAGCAGGGGUGACACCCAGUGCCCCUCCGGUUGAGGACGAUGAAGAGUUGUGUGCAGGUGCUGCGGCCAGCGAAGAGAUCCCCACAAAGAGUCAUUCUCAGCAAGAUCCCUCUGGUCAGCCUGUCACCAUGUCGCCGAGCGCUUUCAGCCACGCACCCAGCGCAGUGCUGCCUCCUGGCCGCAGGCAGCCCGACACUUCCGCCCCCUUGUUCUGUGUUUCAACUGGGGCCACCAUACCUUUUUUCACUGAGGGAGACCCCACACCUGUUCCCACUUCCUGUUCGCUCAUCUUGCCUCCAGAGUACAGCAGCUGGGACUAUCCUCAUGAGCCUCCACCCACUUAUGAAGAAAGCUGCAGUAGCGCCGACUUCAGUUUAAACAGUGAACAAUAGAAGAAGUGGAUAAUAAAGCACCGCCCAUACUGUAGCUCUGGAUCAUGGAAAUACCCUGGGUGAAAACAGGACCAACUCCAAAACCUCAAAGAUUAAUGUGUCCUCGACAUGUAAAAAGAGAUUGUCUUAUUGUGAAAAUAAGAAAAGUAUAUUGAUCGCGUAUCCGAUCAGGCAGUUAUGGACAGAGCAACUUAACACCUAAAGGUGCUAAAAUGAAGAUUUUAAAAAACUCUUAUCUGCUUCAAGGUUAACCAAUGUGAACCCAGUUUUUCUGUGCUUGAAUUGGCACAUUGAAGCCAAACAGCAGGUCAGAGUAUCCUGAAGUAACCUGGACAAACUGCUAGCCGAGACUCGAGAGUUCCGUCUGGGGUCUUACUUGCUCACAUGGGCAGCGUAACAAUGGAGUAACUGGAAUCACGAUAAGUGGCCUCACCUGAAGGGGUGCUUUGUGAGUGGACCGCAAAUCGACUGUAGAUGGGCCUGACCGUGACAAGCACCAUAUGAGAGAGAACAGACCUAAAGGCUGCUUCGGCUGCCUUUGGAAGCGCUUGUUCCCCUGGAGAAAAUAUGUCCCGUCGCUGGGCUUCAUCAAUCAUCAGCACCCACAGAGGAAUUUGGAUCACAUUCAUAAUCACAGCUAGCACGACCUCAGCUGAACUCCCAGUUUGACCUGGGUUUGUACUGCCGACUUCGACUCAGCUGCAUUGGAGGAGGUGGACGCGGAUCACGCGAGGGGAGACCCUCAUCACCGGUGGAUGAGUUAGUAAAUAAGCUCGCAGGCAGGAUCACCAGAAUUCAACCAAAGCUGCAAAAGGCUUUGAACUUCUUUUUCUGGUAAAUGUUGUGUGCCCGAGGUGUGACAGUAUGUGGCACUGAGGCUGGUAUUGCAACCCAUUCCUGUAGUCACAGUGAGUAGUGUGUCUGAAUUCACAGCACAUCAUUAAUCAAAUGCUGUCGUUGGUUGUCUUUUGCAUUUGUAAUAUUCCAAAAACUUGUAAGACUUGAGUACUUAUGAAACCAGUUUCCUGUGCAGGGUGGCAGGACAUAGCCUUAAAGAUGGGGUGAGGAGUUCAAACCCUCAUAAGAUGCUCACAGUCGAGACUCUCCUCUCUCAGUUCGAUAUGACCAAUGUUGCAAUGACUGUGUCAUCUCGUUGUGAUGCUCCCUAAGCACCUCUCAACGGAGGUGUCCCAACAUGCCCGGAUGGUAGAAGACCCCUCAGUACGCUCAGAAUACACUGGAGGGAUUGCAUCCUGUCUUUAAACAAGCAGAACUCAAUCCCCUUGAAAAUAUAGCCAUAGGUGGGAGCUUUAGUAGUUGUUUUUCUAAAUGUGCUCUAUGAUUGGUUUGCAACCAGUCCAGGGUGCAUGCUGGCUCUCGCCCAAAGUCAUCUGAAAUAGGCUCCAGCUAACUUGCGACUAUAAAGGACAAGCGGUAUACGUUUCCCAAGACGUCAAGAACUGCCAUGUUGGAGGUCGACUCAUUGUUUCGUACUGGUGCUUAUUGAGUAUUCGAAUGGAAAAUUCUCCUGUUCUCAGCCACCAACUUGGCAAACAAACGAAUACUAUUCAUUCAUCUUCGAUUUCGCUUAUCCUCCCAAGGGUCGCGGGCGUGCUGGAGCCUAUCCCAGCUAUCUCCGGGCGAGAGGCGGGGUACACCCAGAACUGGUCGCCAGCCAAUUGCAAUUUUUUGAUCCCCCAAAAAAAAAAAAAAAACUAUCGAAAAAUCUAUAGAAAAUUGUUGGAUGAAUUUUAAAUUUAUGCACAAAAUAAUUGGACAUUAACUUCAGACACAAUAUGGCUUGAAACAUUUGUUGUUUACCUAUUGGAACCUGCUUCAACCUGUGUUUAAGUCAAGUUAAUUUUCCCUUCUUUCACUUUCAUUUUGCAUGUAUUUAUCCUGUCAUCAUACUAAUGACACGCAUCAAUCAAAGUUCUGGGAUGACUGAUUUUAGUUAACGAUGUGAAACACAACAGACUUUUGGGAGCGAGCUAAAGACCUGCUGAUCUGAAUGUAUGUGUGUGUUUUUUAUGUUAUUUGUAUUUUUGAUUAUGUAAUUUAUUUCUUCCUGUGUGAAUUUAGACAAAUCUCAGCACUAUUUUAUGACUUAAGCAUCGAAUGUUGCCAUGUGAUUUUCAACUAUGGUAUGUCCUAAAACAAAGUGGUUUUACCAUGAGUAAAAUGGCGAUGGUACAUUUGUCAGCAUUAUGGUGAAUGCAUGCCUUAUACAGUAGUACUGUUCUGGGUGCCGUCAUCCACUGUUGGAACAUUUGAUGGAGUUACUCCCUCUCUGUCGGAGUAGGUCAGGGUGUGCUCCUGUAGCUUCAUGUGGACUAUGCCAAAUGCACUUCAUGCAUACAAAUGUUGCUUCAAAGCAGGGGUGUCCAAACCUCUUCCCUUCAAGGGCCACAUAGAGAAAAAUCGAUGCAAGGGCCACUUAGAAAUUGUUCAAAUUUAAUUUAUUGAACAAACUAAAAUCAAGCAAUUACACUGUACAGGGUUUAUUUAUUAGUUAUUUUGAAAAAAUGCUUCGUCACAGAUUUCCAUUAAAGAUGAUAAGUCUUUAGUUGAGCCAAUAGUUUAGGAUUUUUCAAAAUUUGGGGGCCAGCCCUGGACCCCACAAGAGUAAAUCCUCCCCUGCAUUGAACAGCGGCCCAAAUCCUAUCCCCACAUUCAGAACCAAAACGAUAGGAAUCUGUUUUUAAAGCAGUACUUGUCCUUUCGGAUCGUUUAUGUGAUAUAUUCACAAAUCGGACCUUGACAAGGAGCAGAAAGUGGAGUUUUUUUGCUGUGGAAAAUGAAUUACUAAACCUCUAUUCACCACAAUGUAAUGAAGAGAAAUGUUUUUAGUUGUAAAUAGUUUAUUUGCAUCUUAGCAUAACUAGAAAAGCUGUAUAUAUAACCAAUGUAUUAAUAUUUGUGGUAGUUUCCAUUAACCGCAACCCCCUCCCCACCCAUUGGAUGUCGCAUCAACAACCUCACACCCGUUUUUUGCCACUCACACUAGAUGCCCACUUCCACCCUUUUUUUCAACAAAGUGUAAUUUGCUGUCUGUGCAUAUACUGUGGGCCACUGGAAAAUGGGUGACGGGCCGCAAAUGGGCCCCCGGGCCAUAGUUUGAAUACCCUUGCUUUAAAGCUUCAACACAAAACCGAUAGUCUCUUACACCUGCUGGAAAUGCUGUCGGAAAUGUGUGCAAUUCCCAGCAGAAGUUUGAUCAGCAAAAAAGGAUUUUACAUUGCCUUCCCUGUUUUUUCUUGUAAUCUUCUUGACCAAAGGGUACAAUAGCUUUAUGAUUAAUCACAUUUUUGUGCUGUUUUUAUAAUCAUCCUUCCUCACAUAUUGAGAAGUGGUAUCUGGGUUUUUUGUUGUUGUUGUUUUUUUCUGAUUAUUAUGUUUUACUUGUAACUGGUUUACAGGUGCAGUAUGUAGAUACCAGUAGUUGCACCUUAUGUAAUGUAUCAAAGGUGUACAAUAGAACAAUAAAGUUAUCUGACUUG